AGCUGUGGCUGACACGCAUCCUGUAAACCGGGUGUGCGUCUUUUAUAUUUGUCCGAGUAGAAACAUCCUACCAUAAGUUUAGGUUUAAUUUCUUUGACCUGACACUGUAUCGAUAAGAUGUCGGAAGCUUUGUUGCAGUGGUGUGUGGACCAGCUACACCACAAAUUCGGCUUGGAAGCAUGUGAAGACAUCGUUCAGUACAUUCUAGCCAUUGAAACACCUGAGGAGAUUCAGGAGUACGUGGGAGAUCUUCUGCAGGGCACGGAUGGCAGAAAAGGGCUGUUUAUAGAUGAGCUCCUCAGCAGAUGGAAGAAAAGCCAAAGGCAGACCACAGAUACAACAGGUCUUAGCCUCGUUACAGAGUCAGGUUCAACAACAGAUUUGCAAGAGAUGACCAAAGAUGCCCAGAAGAAGUCCAAACGCAAAGGGCGUAACAAACAGGAAGUGAUGUGUUUGAGCCGACCAGAGCCUGAACCCGAGGCAGUUAAAACUCCCAUCGAUCUGAUGAGGGCCCAGGAGAACAGUAACUCCUCCUCAUCAAAGAAGAAAACAAAGUUUGUCAAUCUCUACGCGAAAGAGGGCCAGGACAAACUGGCCGUGUUACUCCCGGGCCGACACUCGUGUGAGUGCCUCGCACAAAAACACGCACUCAUCAACAACUGCCUCAGCUGUGGCCGUAUCGUGUGUGAGCAAGAGGGCUCGGGACCCUGCCUCUUCUGUGGAAACCUGGUUUGCACUAAAGAAGAGCAGGAGGUCUUGCAACGCGACUCCAACAAAAGUCAGAAACUCAGAAAGAAGCUGAUGGGAGAUUUUGGUGAAAGAGAACUACUGCCACACCAGGAGGCCAAGAUCAAAGCCGGGUUGGAGAAGGCAGUCCAGCACAAAGACAAACUGCUGGAGUAUGACAGGAACAGUGUCAGAAGAACGCAGGUUCUGGACGAUGAGUCGGAUUACUUUUCCACUGACUCCAACCAGUGGCUGGCCCCCAACGAGCGAGCACAGUUGAGGAAGAAGGAGGAGGAGCUGAGAGAACUUCGCCAUGCGUCUCGCAAAGACCGAAAGAUCACGCUGGACUUUGCUGGAAGACAAGUGAUUGCUGAAGGAGCCGACCUGACCGACUACUAUAACAAGUUGGACGAGACGCUCAAAGCUAUGAACAGUGGGCCAACGUCACAAUCGCCGGGAUAUUCUGGAAGAAAAGGUGAAGACCAGAACCUCAGAGAGCUGAUCAACCCAAAUAUUACCCAGUCUGCACCAGAGUGGGUGGAUAUUGGAGGCAAUAAAGACACCAAACGACCCAAAGAGCAGAGAAAAGGUUUGGUGGAGCAGAAAGCAGGAGAGGAGCGUCGUCGGCUGCGGCUACAAGACAAAGAGCUUCAGGAGCUUUCUGAUGGAGGCUGGUGCCUCAGCAUGCAUCAGCCAUGGGCCUCGCUGCUGGUUAGAGGCAUCAAGAGGGUAGAAGGUCGGACCUGGUACACAUCACACCGAGGGCGACUCUGGAUUGCUGCCGCAGCCAAGAAACCCACUGCUCAGGAGAUUGCUGAGGUGGAAGCCAUGUACCGCCACAGCUACAGGAAAGAGCCAAAUUUUCCUAAAGACUAUCCCACUGGAUGCCUGUUGGGUUGUAUCAACGUGACUGACUGCCUGUCUCAGGAGCAGUUUAGAGAACAGUUCCCUGAUACCUGCGAGGAGUCUGCCUCUCCAUUCGUCUUCAUCUGCACCAACCCCCAGGAGCUGCUGGUGAAAUUCCCCAUGAAAGGGAAGCACAAGAUCUCAUCUCUAGGACCGGAGAAGUCUGUACCAUCGUUCUUCCCUACUGGACCCAGUACCCUGAGUCUGUUCAACAUCCUCCUGUGACCCCCAGAUCCACGACAAGAGUCGCCUGACGGGAAGCUUGAGAGUCACCAUCACCAGGGUGCCAAGAAGGGGCUGGUCCCGUCAGCUGCAGACUGACACCGGAGGAAAAAGCUCUGAAGAAUCUGUCUCAAUCUGGAUGGACGUACAUUACCAAUCUUUGGUUUUAUUCUCUAACUUUUGUUUCCAAAAUUAAAAUUGAUUAAAUCUGAUCUGAUGCAGACAUUCACAUUAUAAUUUUAAAAUAUUUCUGCUCUAUUUUUUGAUUCCGUCAACAAAUAUGUCAUAAAUAAAGAAGACAUUAAGCUGCUUUGCAUGAUGUGCUUGGUUAGAAUAAAAAACAACUUGAAUGGA
Molecule: messenger RNA, 2208 nt
Organism: Nothobranchius furzeri (turquoise killifish)
Lineage: Eukaryota; Metazoa; Chordata; Actinopteri; Cyprinodontiformes; Nothobranchiidae
Gene: trip4
Product: thyroid hormone receptor interactor 4
Biological process (GO): positive regulation of DNA-templated transcription
Cellular component (GO): nucleus
Molecular function (GO): transcription coactivator activity; zinc ion binding
Source: RefSeq, a predicted model, not a curated record